GAUAUAAAAAUAUUACAAUUGAGAUUACUUUCUAAAUUUCAUUAUUUAGAAUUAUUCGAAUCUUAUUUGAAAAACUAUCUGAAUCUCCCUUGGGGUGGAGAGAAAACUCACCCUUUUUAUAAUAUUAAAUUUGGUCA
Molecule: messenger RNA, 137 nt
Organism: Dentiscutata erythropus
Lineage: Eukaryota; Fungi; Glomeromycota; Glomeromycetes; Diversisporales; Gigasporaceae
Source: the annotation of a GenBank genome assembly